Molecule: messenger RNA, 1122 nt
Organism: Hemibagrus wyckioides
Lineage: Eukaryota; Metazoa; Chordata; Actinopteri; Siluriformes; Bagridae
Gene: hsd17b14
Product: hydroxysteroid (17-beta) dehydrogenase 14
Exons: 9
Coding region: 84-881 (265 amino acids)
Biological process (GO): steroid catabolic process
Cellular component (GO): cytosol
Molecular function (GO): estradiol 17-beta-dehydrogenase [NAD(P)+] activity
Source: RefSeq, a predicted model, not a curated record
UAAAACAAACAAAAAAUCACCUGACUCUCUGUGUGUGUAUUUCAACUGCUGGCGACGGUUCUGUCCAAAUCAGCUGCAGAAACAUGGCGAGUGCACAGCGAUAUCAAGACAAGGUGGUGAUUGUGACCGGCGGUUCGAAAGGUAUCGGCAGGGGCAUCGUCAAAGUGUUCGUGCAGAACGGGGCAAAAGUUGUUUUCUGCGCCCGGGGAGUUGAAGCAGGUAAACAUGUGGAGGAAGAGCUGAAUAAAGUGGGGCCGGGUUUGUGUCACUUCGUGUCCUGUGACAUGUCUAAAGAAGAGGACAUUAAGACGCUGAUCGACACGACCGUCGAGCGCUUCAGACGAAUCGACUGUCUGGUGAACAACGCAGGCUGGCAUCCUCCUCAUAAACCCACAGACGACACCAGCGCCGAGGAGUUUAAAGAUUUACUCAACCUCAAUCUAAUCAGCUACUUCCUUGCGUCCAAGUUUGCUCUACCGUACUUACGGAAAACGCAAGGCAACAUCAUCAACGUCUCCAGCCUGGUGGCGUCCAUCGGGCAGAAACACGCCGCUCCGUACGUGGCCACCAAGGGGGCGAUCAUCUCCAUGACCAAAGCCAUGGCUGUAGAUGAAAGUCGCUACCAUGUGAGAGUUAACUGCUUUUCCCCGGGUAAUGUGAUGACGCCUCUGUGGGAGGAGCUUGCAGGACAUACAGCCGAUGCCGCAGCUGCCAUUAAAGAGGGAGAGAAUGCACAGCUGCUGGGGAGGAUGGGCACCGAGGAGGAAAGUGGACUCAUGGCUCUCUUCCUGGCCGCCGAUGCCACCUUCUGCACCGGGAUAGACCUGCUCCUGAGCGGAGGAGCCGAACUCAACUAUGGCUUCAAGAGUCAGAUCCCUUAAAACACACACACACACACACACACACACACAAAAACCCUAACGUUUACAUCCUCUGAGUUUUUAACAAUGAAACGAUGAUUACAGAAUGAAUCCAGAUAUUUGUGAUUACUUUUUAAAAUGAUGUUUUAAUUAUUAAUCAUUUAAAAUGUUUUAAUACUUCAAUGUUAUUUACUAACACAGCUAAAUUCCUCAUAAUGACGUCUGUUAAAAAAGUGAAAAUUUUAAUAAAUAAUAAACAUGA